AUGAGACAGAAAAAAUCUGAACAACAACAUUAUCAUUCACGCGAUGACUAUGAUCAUAUAUCAUCAACAUCAUCAUCAGCAGCAGCAGCAGCAGCAACGGCAGUCGGAAAAUUCACAGAAUUGUCAUCGUACAUUCAACUUCAACACAAACAUUCACAUAUGUUAACACUGCCGAAAUUGAAACAAUCAUGUUUAGACUUUCGACGGAUUCGUUCGUACUUGAUCCUUUUCUUACUCAGUUCCAUUCUCGUACUCUCCUUCACAUUUUUCAUUCGAUAUCCGAAACAAAAACAGACAGACUUCGAUCUGAACCAUCGUGUAAAAAGACAAUUGAUAACGAAUCACAAUGAUGCGAACGAUGCGCGACAUUAUACGGAAAUGUUACGCCGAAUGUUAUCCUAUGGUGUAAAUUCAACUGUCCUAGCCGAUUGUACAAUAAAUAUGGCAUCUGAUGAUACCUACUAUCCCCCUCCAUCCAAAACUCUUUCAUCCGAAACGAUAAAUCUGGUCGAGAGAACUUUUCAAGACACACUUCACGAAGUGAAAAGCACUGCUAGUCAAAUUCGUCAAAAAUUAAAUCUAUCAUCGAAUGGUUUAGGUGACUUCGCCUUAGCUAAAUUCCAAGAUCAAAACCGAGAUAAGAUUCGCUCUCUACUCCACCGUCAACCAUCCGUCAAAGAAAUCAACAUCGUGCUUGAUAAGCCACCAUCAAACGAGAAUGGUGGUGCAUACAUUUAUUAUGAUACACUAAAAUUCUAUCGUUCAGAAAAUAACUCUUCAACAAAUCAUGCCGACCUUGAUUCAAUUCGCGAGAUACAAUUGAAGCGAAAUCUGAAUACUAUUCUACAAACGUUUACCGCCGCUAAUGCACGUGAAACAUUGAAACAAGCAAAUGAUAAUAGUAACAAUACGUUAUUUCAUGAUGGAUGGUGGAUCGGACCUGUUCUAUGUGAAAAGAAUAAAAAUGAAACUUUUUUAAUGGCACAUAUUUUUCCCUUGACAAUCAGUUAUUUUUUUGUUACCUAUUUCAAUAUUUCAUCUGUUGAUAUCAAUCAAUGUGCUGCCAAUGAUGUACCGUUUGGUGGCACGCAUAAAUGUUCAACUGGAAUGGAGUGUAUCUUUCGAUCUGGCCAAGGUUUUACAUUGGGUGCCUAUACGUGUCGUUGCUCAAAUUUGGAAGAAAACAUCACCAUAACUGUUGACGGUAAUGGACUAGAAUGGAAUGAAACGAGUGCUAAUGGUUCGCUAACAUCGAAGUUGAAUUCAUGUAAAUGUAAUCCACAACUGUGUGGAUUAACUCAUAAUAAAUUCUUACGAACAAUCGUAAUUAUCAUUCAAUCAAUAUUCAUUGUUUUUGUUGCUAUUCUUGCUGCGAUUAUUUUUCAAAAGCGAAAAACCAAAAUCAUCAAAUACUCGAUGUGGAUUUUACUCGAACUGAUCCUUCUCGGCGCUGUUUUACUUUAUGCAUCCGUUAUCGUCGAUAGUUUCGGUCCACAUGGAAUUGUUUGUUUAGUUAUACCUUGGUUACGUGAAUUAGGUUUUACAAUUGUGUAUGGAACAUUAAUAUUAAGGAUUUAUAAAAUGCUAGCUGAAUUUCAAUCACGUAAAGCACAUUGUGUGCAAGUGAAAGAAAAAGAUAUUUUACGUAUAUUAUCGUUCCUUUCAAUCUCCAUUAUUGGUUAUCUACUCGGUUGGACAUUAGUUAAUAUCGAUCAUGCCAAUGAGAAUAUUUCAUUGGGAAAGUAUCUGUUAGGCAAUGGUCGUACACUGAAAGACGAAACAUUUUUUAAAACUUGUCGUCCACGAACAUGGGAUUACCUUAUUCAAUUCGCGGAAUUUGUUUUCCUUUGUAUUGGCAUUCGUUUUAUAUAUAGUACAAGAACAGCUCCAUGUGAAUAUCACGAAAGAAAGCUAAUUACAAUUGUUAUCGUGUGUGAGAUGCUUUUUUCGACAUUACUUCAUGUUAUAAAAGAUUGUUUAUGGUCAAGUGUGACUCCUGAUGCAUUGUUUAUUCUAUCUGUAUUUCGGUGUCAUUUUACAGUGACAUGUAUGCUCAUACUCAUUUUUUGUACAAAGUUAUGUUAUAUCUAUCGACCGUUUAAUGAAGAAUUUGUAGGACGCGAUCGAUUUCGUUCAGUGGCAGACGGCGGUGAGCCCGCAGAUUUGUUUACUAAAUUACAUUCGAAUGGUGAUGUGGAAUUUGGUGAAUUGAAUAUACGUGACAUGGACCCAGAAGAAAUUCGAGCGGAAUUGAAACGUUUGUAUACAUCAUUACAUGUUUUGAAAACGAAAACAAUGCGCAAAGAUAAUCCGCAUUUAACCAAACGACACGGUCAACGACGAAAAAAUCGUCGAUUUUCCAUGCAAGCAUUUCAACGUCAUGGUGCCAGUACAACCGGUACUAGUGGUAAUUCCAGCGGUGUUGGUGGUAGUGGUGGUGGUGGACAUCUCACUAGUAUAUUAGCUGGUGGCGAAAAACAUGAUCAUGAUCCAUUGAAAACACCUGAAGACAGCACUGGCAGUCAUAAUGAACAUGCACAUUUGGGUGGAAUUAGUAUGCAUCGUGGUAGUAUGGAUGAAAGUGAUGAUGCUCAUGGAAGAACUCUAUCAGAUUUAACAACUACAAUGGCAACGACAGGCGUCGGACAACGAGUUACAUUUAAAUAG
Molecule: messenger RNA, 2667 nt
Organism: Adineta ricciae
Lineage: Eukaryota; Metazoa; Rotifera; Eurotatoria; Adinetida; Adinetidae
Source: the annotation of a GenBank genome assembly